AUGUUAGUGAUGAAGCUUCAUACAAAACAUUUUUUGAAGAUGUAGAAAAAAUUGUGAGCCCCAUAGGUCUCAGUCUCCUCAUCAACAAUGCUGGGGUUGCCCCAAAAUCGACUCGUAUCAAUAUGGUUAAAUGGAACCAGAUGAUGGAUACGUUUAGUGUUAAUACAGUUGCUCCACUUAUAUUGACAAAGACUCUCAGGGCACUGUUGACUAUGGCAGCAUUACAGACACAAGGAAAUGCCCUGUCUGUAAGGAGAGCUGCUGUUAUCAAUAUGUCCUCUAUUCUAGGCUCCAUUGCAGAGAAUGAUCAAGGUGCUUUAUAUCCCUACAGGGCAAGCAAGGCUGCCUUAAAUGCUAUCACCAAAUCUUUGAGUAUUGAUCUACGAGGUUCCAACAUUUUGGUAACAAGCAUACAUCCUGGUUGGGUAAAGACUGACAUGGGAGGCAAGAAUGCACCACUGACUGUAGAAGAAAGUAUAUCAGCAAUAAUCAGUACACUCCACAGCUUGAAUGAAGAACAUAAUGGAGAGUUUGUGCAGUAUGAUGGCAAAAAAUUACCAUGGUAA
Penaeus monodon (black tiger shrimp) is the source of this 566-nucleotide messenger RNA. RefSeq names its product C-factor-like (gene sni). NCBI's taxonomy places the organism in Eukaryota, Metazoa, Arthropoda, Malacostraca, Decapoda, Penaeidae. The record is from RefSeq and is a predicted model, not a curated record.